UUUACUAUUUAGUAAAUGAUAUCUAAAAGUACACUUUACAUCUACAAAUUUGAUAACAAAUUAUUCAAAAUAUGAGCUCAUUUUGAGUUUUGCCAUUCAUUUCCUGAUUCAACAAAAAAUUGAUUUUAUAUUUACUUUACGACAGCGAAAUAUUACAGAAAUAAAAUGCCUUCACUAUUAUCAUCAAUAAAUGUGUCAACCAUUGCAUUAUCAACGGCAGUGGUGUGUGCCUUAAGUGGUGUUGCCGUGUAUGCCAUCCACAAGGCCUACAGAAAGCGUCGGCAGUUCAUGAAAGUGGCGAAUGUAUGCAAACUAAUCAUAUAUCCCAUCAAAUCAUUGCCCGGUAUUGAAGUCAAUAGACUGGAAGUCACCACAAAUGGUACCAAAUAUGGACCCUUUCGGGACAGAUCCUGGCUAUUGGUUGAUAAAGAGAACAGAAUGAUAACCCAACGUACAGAGGGAUGCUCAAAGUUAGCCCUGCUCAGUUUGCAAUUUAAAGACAAUAUGCUAUGGAUUACUGCACCGGACUUACCCACACUUAAGCUAAAGGUUAAAACCGAAGUGGACGAUGAAGUGAUUCAAACAAAUGUAUGGGGUGACCCAAUGGAGGGCGUAUACUGUGGUCUGGAAGCGGAGGAAUUCUUCGCGCAAUACCUCAACAAAACCGGGACUAAACUCAUUCAACACAUCCCGAAGCAAUCGGUUCGCGACGGAUAUAUUGAAGUGAACAAUGCAAAAGUUAUCAGGAAUGCUAAAUAUCCAAUAAUAUACCAGGAUAAGUCUGGUUUGUUAGUCAUAAACCAGAGCUCUGUCGAUGACCUUAACUCCCGACUGCCUACCGACGCCCUGAAGACCAGUUACCGAAACUUUCGGCCAAAUAUACUGAUCUCAGAGUGCGAUGCCUUCGAUGAGGACAACUGGCAAUGGGUGUCCAUUCGGGACGUG
Messenger RNA from Oppiella nova, 945 nucleotides. The record is from the annotation of a GenBank genome assembly. Lineage: Eukaryota; Metazoa; Arthropoda; Arachnida; Sarcoptiformes; Oppiidae.